Molecule: messenger RNA, 1809 nt
Organism: Tachysurus fulvidraco (yellow catfish)
Lineage: Eukaryota; Metazoa; Chordata; Actinopteri; Siluriformes; Bagridae
Product: claudin-3-like
Exons: 2
Coding region: 209-1336 (375 amino acids)
Biological process (GO): bicellular tight junction assembly; cell adhesion
Cellular component (GO): plasma membrane; bicellular tight junction
Molecular function (GO): structural molecule activity
Source: RefSeq, a predicted model, not a curated record
UUACUCUAAGCAUUAUAAAGAUUACAAGGGCAGGUCCAUGCAGCCAUAUCACAAACCUCUCUUUCUGAACACAAUAUAACAUAGUGAAUCAGGACAUGCUCCUAACUUCUGUUAGUUGUGUUGAUACUCUAGGAUUACUGACUUAAUUUACUGAAAGGAGUUAAGAAAGAGUGAUUAGUUGUAAGUUUACCAGAGAAACAAGGACACUAUGGCUGCAUUGGGGCUUGAGAUUCUGGGAAUAUCUCUGUCUGUUCUCGGCUGGAUCCUCAGCAUUGUGUGCUGCACUCUUCCUAUGUGGAGGGUCUCUGCAUUCAUUGGAAACAACAUCAUCACAGCUCAGGUUUACUGGGAGGGCAUUUGGAUGAGCUGUGUCUUUCAGAGUACCGGACAGAUGCAGUGUAAAGUCUAUGACUCCAUUCUGGCUCUCCCUCAGGACCUGCAGGCUGCUCGAGCUCUGACCGUAGUUGCCAUUGUUCUGGGCAUCCUGGCUCUUCUGGUGUCCAUUGUGGGAGCUAAGUGCACCAACUGCAUCGAGGAUGAGGCUGCCAAAGCCCGUGUGAUGAUCAUUUCUGGUGUCACCUUCAUAACUGCAGCCUUCACACAACUCAUCCCCGUGUCUUGGUCAGCAAAUACCAUUGUUCGGGAAUUCUACAGUCCAAUUGUGCCUGAGGCCCAGAAAAUGGAGCUGCAACUCAUCAUGUCAAUGGGAAUGGAAAUUGGGGGCAUUGCCCUAGGUUUACUGGGCUGGAUCAUAUCUAUUAUAACCUGCGCUCUGCCAAUGUGGAGGGUCACAGCUUUUAUUGGAGCUAACAUUGUCACAGCACAAAUCAUCUGGGAAGGCAUCUGGAUGACUUGUGUGGUUCAGAGCACUGGACAGAUGCAGUGUAAAGUGUAUGACUCCAUGCUGGCUCUUCCUCAAGACCUUCAGGCGGCCCGAGCUAUGUGCAUCAUCUCCAUCAUUCUGGGUGUUCUGGCUUUAAUGAUCUCUAUCAUGGGUGCAAAGUGCACCAACUGCAUUGAGGAUGAGGCAUCCAAGGCAAAGGUCAUGAUUGUCUCUGGCAUCUGUUUCAUUAUUUCUGGCCUCCUGACACUUAUCCCAGUGUCCUGGUCCUCCAGCACCAUUGUUCAGGAUUUCUACAACCCGUUGGUGCCAUCCGCUCAGCGCAGGGAGUUGGGAGCAUCGCUGUACAUAGGCUUUGGGGCUGCUACCCUUCUGAUCUUCGGAGGAGCGUUGCUAUGCUGCAGCUGUCCACCACGCGAGGCCAGGUACAAGCCACCCAAAAAAUCCUAUACUGCUCCUCGCUCCACUAGUGCCUAUGGGAAGGACUAUGUGUGAAAUUCUUUAAAAGACAGGUACAGAUUUAAUGAAGGAAGACAAAGAAUUUUCCAAGUAGACUCCGACAUGAAGGGCUCUGUUAUGCUGUUCAUAUUUGCUUUGUGCUCUGUUUGCUCUGUGUGUUUGGAGUUGCUUUUAAGACUUUACCUGCUGAAUGAAAAUUUGCAAUAUGAACUGGUGGUUUGAAUGGCUGUAGUUACAUUUUUAUACAUGUUUUUGUCUUUCCUUUACAAAACCCUGUUAUAAUUUUUAGACUCAGGAAGAAAGGACACACUGCUUUUUUACAUGUAUUUGUUUAUGAAAAUCAGACCAGGGAUAGAAACUGAAGACUCGCAUGAUGAUGGUGAUGACUGAAACCUAUAUUAUUUCAGAUUUCUUCCUUAAACAUCAAACAUAUAAAUGUACUUGUGUUUGUAUUUAAAUUUGAAGCUUACUUUUUUUUACUUCUAAAAAAUAAAUCAUAUAUUAAAACA